Molecule: messenger RNA, 2119 nt
Organism: Solanum verrucosum
Lineage: Eukaryota; Viridiplantae; Streptophyta; Magnoliopsida; Solanales; Solanaceae
Product: RNA pseudouridine synthase 6, chloroplastic
Exons: 10
Coding region: 11-1462 (483 amino acids)
Biological process (GO): pseudouridine synthesis
Molecular function (GO): pseudouridine synthase activity; RNA binding
Source: RefSeq, a predicted model, not a curated record
CCAAAAGACGAUGACUUUUGCCAGUGGCAGUUUCACUCCAAUCUUGACCAACAGUUUGAUUGCUUCUCGAAUAUGGACCCCAAAUUGGAGAAAUGGGUUUUUCUCCCCUUUCAAUAUGGUGCACACAUUUGCCUCAACUCGUAGCCGUCUGCUCAAGAACAAGAAUCACUACAAAAGAUUGACGCUUUCUUCCUGCAGUAGAAGCUUCAGCUGUCAGUCCACUGCUUUGUCUGAUAUCAAUUCAACUUCUCACACUGUUUCCUCAAAUGGCCACCUUAGAUAUGGACGCUUGAUGCCAUGCCCUUUGCAGAACAGCCCACCUAGGGUUGAGCAUCUUGUCGUCACAAAAGAAGGACCUGUUCUAGAAUAUAUUUGUAAAGCUUUGGAUCUCCCUCCAUUAUAUGUGGAAGACCUUAUACAGUUUGGAGCUGUGUAUUAUGCACUUGUAUGUCCUAAGCCACCUCCGACUGCCAGUCCUGAGCAAAUUAAAGUGUAUGAAGAAGUUACAGAUCCAUCAAUUCUGAGACAGAGAACUUCAAUCAAAGGGAAAACUGUACGUGAAGCUCAGAAAACUUUCAAAAUAACUCGUGCUGAUGAAAUUGUUGAAGCUGGAACGUAUUUGCGAGUGCAUGUACACCCUAAGCGCUUUCCGAGGUGCUAUGACAUUGACUGGAAAUCUCGUAUUAUUGCUGUAACCGACGACUAUGUGGUUCUGGAUAAACCUGCUGGUACAUCUGUAGGAGGAACUACAGAUAACAUUGAAGAAAGCUGUGCUACAUUUGCUACUCGAGCAUUAGGAUUUUCAGCUCCACUGCUUACUACCCAUCAGAUUGACAAUUGCACUGAAGGAUGUGUUGUGCUGGCUCGGAGCAAGGAGUACUGUUCUGUAUUUCAUGGAAAAAUCAGGGAGAAGAAGGUCAAAAAGCUUUAUCUUGCUCUUGCUGCUGCUCCGGUUCCUAUUGGAAUACUUACACACUACAUGCGUCCUAUUAAUAUGGCCCCAAGACUUGUUUCUGAAGAUUUUGUGAAAGGAUGGUUGUUAUGCCAACUUGAGGUCUUAGAAUGCAAAAAGGUACCCUGGCCUAGUAGUGAAAUCCAGAGGACAUACAACCUUGAGGACUGUGGAUGGGCUUUGAAAGACUUUGCAUAUGAGUGCCAAAUCAACCUUCUAACUGGUCGGACUCAUCAGAUUCGAGCACAGUUAGCUGCAUGUAGUGCGCCAGUGGUAGGUGACUCAAUGUAUAUGCCAGCUGCAAUUUCUGAAAUAGUCUGUCCUGGGAGUAAUCCAUUUGGGAAGAACAAAAAACUAUAUUCAAACGAAAAUGAUAAAUCACUUGCAAUAGACGAGUGGAUAGCACAACAUGGGAAGGAACCUAGUGUUGCUGUAGGUCUUCAGGCAUGCCAGAUCUCGUGGGACGACGGCCAGCACUGUUAUGGUGCCAGAUUACCCUGGUGGAGGUAGAUAAAGCUUGUGCUAAUGUUUAAGCCUGGCUUCAUCAGAUAAUGUGGCAGGCCUGACAAAUUCUUCGGCACAAGCUUUGUGUUGUAUGGUACCUCAGCUGGUGAUAGAAAGAGGAAGCUGGUCAUGAUGUCAGCAAUACAGCAUAUACUUAAGUUAGAGGUGAUAAUAGGAUCAUACUGUGAAGUUUUGUUGGGAUAUGUAAGAGUUACAUUUAUGUUGAGAGGAACUUUUCCGAACCAUGAAUUUGUGUUAAUUAAUAUCAACCCUUGCCAUCUAUUAUGCACCAAAGGCAAAUGAUAAACUUUUGAAGUUCUCCUUCCUCUUGACUGUGUUCUCCUGUUCUUUCACUCUCUUGGGGAGAAAGCUAGACGAGAAAGAUGAGGGAUUUGAGGGGGAAGGCAAGAUGUUAGAUUAUGGACUGAUACAAUAGUAACAUACUAGUAGGAUUUUCCUCUUUAACUUGCUGACCUGUCAGAUGUAAAAAUUCAUGUGUCUUGCACUAGAUGUAUGCAUGGCUAGGCUGUCAUCUCGGGGUGUUGAGCGAAAGUUAUUUGGACUUGUUUUCAUCUGUGAAAAAAGGAGUUGAGUUCCUACUAACCCCACUCCUCACCCAACCAAGCACCACCACUUUUUUCUGGAGAAGAAAUGUUCAUCUUU